Molecule: messenger RNA, 2130 nt
Organism: Leishmania major strain Friedlin
Lineage: Eukaryota; Euglenozoa; Kinetoplastea; Trypanosomatida; Trypanosomatidae
Exons: 1
Coding region: 1-2130 (709 amino acids)
Biological process (GO): pseudouridine synthesis
Cellular component (GO): nucleus
Molecular function (GO): pseudouridine synthase activity; RNA binding
Source: RefSeq, a predicted model, not a curated record
AUGCACUUGAUGGUGCGAUGGCACUUUCCACACCUCCGCGCUUGCGCCGAUGCACCGCCGUUGCCGCGUCCCGCCGAUGGCAUCUCGUCAGGAGAUGACAACGCUUCUGUGAUUUCAUGCUCCUUGGACUUGCAUCAUGUGCUGUUUUGCGCGACUCUUGGUUGUGAGGCGGCGCUGUGCAUAGCACGGUGGUCCGUGGAGGCACAGGUGGCACGCCAGGAACGGAUCUUGAGUGCUGAGGACCGCGCAGAGCUGCGCAAGCUCUUGGACAGCGACGACAGUGAAGCUUGGCCUGGUUUAAGAGCGCGCUCGGGUGCUGCAGCGAAGGGCUUCUGCAGCACCUCUUUCGACUCGCUGACUGAAGCAAUGCGGCGGCAGCCACCAGACGGGCCGGCAAUGAGGAUCGCAGCGGAGUCGAUGCCGCUGGUUUCCGAGAAAGAUGUGCGGCGACAGGUGCACGAGCUGCUUCGCCGCUUCUAUCCGUUUGUGCAUUGUCAAGUACGUGGGGGACACGCCACCCUACGCUUUCGCACCCGCCCCGACGGCAGCAACGAUACGCUAACGAGCGAUGCAGCUGCGCGCUCAAGGCGCAGCGCCGACAUCGGUGUCGGCGCUCGGCGCACCCGCGCAGAAAUGGAGGGCCGGCCAGGGGACGCGUCGCCCUUGUCGGCUGCUCCGGCGUACGUACACAUCGUUGUGAGGAAGCGCAACUUGGACACGGCGGAGAUGCGCCAGCUGCUGGGCGAGUACUUCGGCGUGAAGGACAGCUCCGUUUGCGUAGCAGGCAUGAAGGAUAAAAGGGCGGUCUCGGUGCAGCGGUGCUCUGUCCCUGUGGUCGCCACAGGCGGCGAAGUGCACAGUCGCGUACGCGCGCUCUUGACGAACGCCGCGGCUGUCCAGCCUGUCACGCUGCGCUGGCCGGCAGACUCGCAGCAGAGCUACGCCGUGCUCCUUCGUGCGAGUGCCUCUAGUGUGCCAGUACAUCUCGGGCAGCUUUCCGGGAACUGGUUCUCGCUACGUGUUCGCGACGUGCGCUGGGCUGGCGAGGCAGAUCGCAGGAUGUGGCCGUCGCCGGCGACGGCGUGCGAGAACGUGCAGCAGCAGGAGGAGGAGGAGCUCCGAGCAUUUCUCCAGUGCCGCUUCGCUCGGUGUGCAGAGGCGGGCUUCAUCAACUACUUUGGUCAACAGCGCUUUAGCGAGACGGUUGAGCGCGUCGAUGACCACACCGGCGUUCACCUCUUCGCCGCUCGAUGGGUAGCGGCAGUCCGCAGCCUUUAUCGCGCGUGCCCCGACGUUUACAACGCAUUCCCUGACAAGAUGGAGGUGCGCUUCGUGUCCAGCAACUCGCGCGACGUGCAGGUCAUGACGCACGCCCUCCGGCAGACGUAUCGCAUGUACUUCUCCGACUGCCCGCUCAGCAGCGCUGACGUGCAGAACGAGAGCGAGGUGUGGACGCGCUUGUGCGCGAAGGCCAUCACGGAGGGCGUACCAUUCUACCUCAGAUCCCUGUGGGUGCACGCCGGACAGAGCGUUUUCUUCAACCUCGCCGCCUCCUACGUGGCCUCCAGGGGCUUGGCAAGGCCCAAAGUGACAGCGGCAGCGCCCCACUUGGACGGCAGUGGCGACCCCCACGCCGCUUCUUCAGCGGCGUGCACGAGCAGUGGCAGCAGCACAUCAGAGCAACCACUCGCGCCGCUCUCCUGUGACGUUCUUGCAAGCGCGCAGCUGCCGCUCAGCGGCUACCACGCGGAUCGAGCUGCGCUGGACGGCACCCAUCUCAGCGACCCCGCGUCGGCCGCGCUGUGGGCGCAGUGGAAGGACGCCGCCAUCCAGCACGCCUUGCGGGAGCUGCGCUGGACCUCGGCGCAAGGGUUUGAGCAACGCCGCGUGGCUGGGGUGCCGGUGCCCGGCUCGUGGCGUGCAGUUGUUGCACGUCCCACCAAUGCCUCCCUCGAGUGGGAAACAGAGGCGAGGGCCAAGGCGCAACGGCGCAGCUGCAGCGGUGGUGGCGGCGAUGCUAGCGCGGACGCAGUGUACAGCUCUACAAUGCAGCUUUCCUUUGCGUUGCCUCCGUCGUGCUACGCCACCGUCUUUUUGCGAGAGGUGCUGGGGUGCGACAAGUGGUGGUGA